Drosophila rhopaloa is the source of this 1189-nucleotide messenger RNA. Its product is annotated as CUE domain-containing protein 2. Gene Ontology annotation, molecular function: protein binding. Bases 267 to 1181 code for a protein of 304 amino acids. The transcript is spliced from 4 exons. NCBI's taxonomy places the organism in Eukaryota, Metazoa, Arthropoda, Insecta, Diptera, Drosophilidae. The record is from RefSeq and is a predicted model, not a curated record.
AGGAAGAAGAAGCAGCAGGAGAAGCAAAAGAAAGGCGCAGCUCGUAAAACUUAAACUGUUUUAAAAAGGAAUUGUUGCAGAACUAGACUAAUAUUAAGUUAAUCGAUUGUCAGGAAAUGCUCUAAGGCCCGGGGAAGUCCCCAUCGAGUGAGUUUCAGCAUUCUGAGUGAAAACUGCGAGAACAAACCGUUCGAGUCCCGAACCCCGAAAAUUCGCCGAUCCAGUGAAAGAUACUUCUAGAAGUCCGUGUAGCCAUUAAAGCCAUCAUGACCAAUCUGGAGAAGCAGCACGAGAUGGUGAAGCGCAGUUUGGUGCAGUUCAUCAGUGGCCAUAUCCCAGGAGCCGACUUUAGCGUGGUGGACGAGAUCGUCCUGUCAUACAUCAUCUCGAUUUUGGAAGAGGCCUCGCAGGACCCGUGCUUCGAUGUGGAGGGUUUCGUUGAGAUGAUGGGCGCCUACUUUGAAAAGUUUCCAACCAUUGACCAAGGCAUCAUCUGCGACUGGAUCUACAAGCUGGCCAACGAGCUUACCGAGAUGGAGAAAAACCAAGGAAACCAUGACACCAUCAGCUUGUCGCUCAACUCCUUGAGCCUGUCGAGCAUUAUUCCGGAGUCAAAGUUGCGAGCUCGCAACUCUUCCACUUCCGAAAAGGACGAGCUGUCCUCAAACAGCAGCAGCAGCGGUGGUGGAGGGAACAGCAAGCGUUCCCAGCAUUUGUCGGAGACCAGUGAUGGAGGAUCCACCGACAGCUCCAGCUCCACUUGCGACUACUUCCUGGACGAAACUGAAGUGCUCCAGGAAAUGUUCCCGGAUUCGGCCAUUGCCGAGAUAAAGCAUUGCAUCGCCAUUUCCAAAGGCGACAUUGAUAGCGCAACCCAGAUCCUCUUGCAUCGCCAGGAAACCAACCAGUGUAUUACUGACAAGUCCCAUACAACUUACAUCAAGAAGAAUGUUGUAGUGGACGAUAAUGAGCUCAAAAAUCGCAUCAUCGCCAGGUACUCCUAUGUCGACAAGAACGCCACCCAGCGUGAGUACAAACCAGUGGUGCCGAAAAUGGAGCCGCGCAAGCUGGUGCGCUACCGGGACAAUAAGAUCGUCUCGCUCAAGGGCGAGCGGUACACCGAGAUCAAGCGUGACGAAGAUGCUGAGUUAAAAAAACCCAAGAAGCAGAUUCAACCGUAACUAAAGAG